AUGAUUUCUAAAAAUGAGGAUAGUUUUACAGAUAAUGUAUAAUCUGAAAGAAAAUACUAUGAAAGUGAUUAAGAUAUUCAACCAUUAAAGGUAUUUCUCUAAAAUUUCCAAAAGGUAGGAGAUAACAUUUAGAAUCGAUUUUUAAUAAGCCAAAAAAUAGGUGAGGGUUCAUUUGGCAGUGUCUUUAAAGUUCUUGAUAGAAAGAAUAAUAAUGCCUAAUGGGCUAUGAAAGUUGAAGAAGAUGAAGAUGAAAACAGUUUAUUAGAAAGAGAAAUAAAAGUACUUAUUGAAUUGAGGUAAAAUUAAAUGUUCAAUUUUAGAAAAUAGUAAGGUUUUCCACAAAUUAAAUUUUAUGGAUAAGAAAGAGGAUAUACAUAUUGCAUUAUGACAAUGUUAGGAAAAAACUUAGAAUAAAUUUUUAGGAAAUUAGGAGGAGUAAUGACUUUAGCCACUGUACUAAGAUUAGCCAUUUAAGUAUCAAAACUAAAAUGAUAUUAGCUUAACAGAUGAUAGAUAGAAUUUCAGUUAUGCAUGAAAAUAGAUUUCUUCAUCGUGAUAUUAAACCAGAUAAUUUUGUUAUUGAUUCAGGAUCUAAUCCAAAAAUGUUAUAUCUAAUAGAUUUUGGUCUAUCUAAACAUUAUAUUGUAUUAUAUAUAUAUAAUUAAUUAUUAGAAUAGUAAAGGAGAACAUAUACCUUAUGUUAAGAAGGCAGGAUUAAUAGGAACUGCAAGAUAUGCCUCUAUAAGUGCACAUGAAGAAAUGGAAUAAGGAAGAAAAGAUGAUCUUGAAAGUAUUGGCUAUGUGUUGAUAUAUCUUGCAACAGGAAAUCUACCUUGGAUGAAUUUAUAAAUAGAUUCUAAAGAUGCUAAAUAUGCUAAGAUUUAUGAAAUAAAAAAAGAAAUUAAGAUUUAAGAUAUAUGUUAGAAUUUACCAAAAGUAAUAUUAAAUUUAAAUAUAGUGUUUUUAUUUUUAUAUGAAUGAUGUUAAAUCUUUAGAAUUUUAAGAAUCUCCUAAUUAUGAUAAAUUAAAAUCUUAUUUUGAGAGAGAAAUAGAAAACCAUAACCAAUAAAAUAUGAAUGCCUCUUCAUUUUCAUAUGAUUGGGAAAGAUUACCAGAAUAUAGUAGAUAAAAGAAGCAUUAGACAAUUCAUGUUAUGCAAGUAAAUUCUUAUUAAUCUAGAAUUAAGACAAAAGGUAAUAAGUAGAUAUUGUAUUUAAUCCACAUAAAUUAAAUCAAAUAAGUAAAUAAAAUUAAUUUAUAAAUUAAUAAACAAAAGAUUCUUAAUAAAAAUCAACAUAAAAUUAAUAACUUACAUUUGAAUAAAUGAUGAAUGAAAAAAGAAAGGGAACUAAAAGGACUGUUUAUAGUCCUACAGGUAAAAGUAAGAAAACAUCACUUAUGAUAAAUAUUUUAGAAAAUAAUGAUUUCAAUAAACAAAAUUUAUUAUCUCCAAUUAUUACACCUGAUGAUAGUAGAAUUUUAAGAAUGCAAAAUCAUUCUUCCACAUUACUGUAAAAUCCUCAACUCAAUUCAUCUUAUUUAUAAGAUUCAUUUAUAUUACCUUCAGUAGCAACUUCAAGAAUAAAUAACUAUUUUGAAAGUGAAGGUGUAGUUAGUGAAGGUGGAGGAUUACCAAUAUGGGAUUUAUGUGAUGGAUCAAAACCUGAAUUUUAAAAAGUAACAGGAAUAUUGGAAGGAAUAAAAAAACCUAGUUUAAUAAUAUUGAGAAAAGAAAGAAAAGCACAUACUUGUAAAUUAUAUAUUUAAUUUAUUUAGAAAUAGAUACUGUUAAAUUAAUGUAAGAAUUAUUUGUUCAACCAAUUAAAUUAAUUGGAGAUUAAGAAUCUUAUGUUGAAGGUUUAGAAUGA
Molecule: messenger RNA, 1868 nt
Organism: Paramecium primaurelia
Lineage: Eukaryota; Ciliophora; Oligohymenophorea; Peniculida; Parameciidae
Source: the annotation of a GenBank genome assembly